UAGGGGGAGGGCCAGUGGGGGAGCAGGCAAAUAAGGAGCGAGUGCGUGGAGCCGCCCCGCUACUAGCCCCACCGCCUCCACCGCCUCCGCCGUGCCGAGUCCCCGACCUCCGCUCCGCUCUUGCAGCCGACAGUCGAUCCCCGAUAUUGUGCCGACUGCAAAGCCCACGCAACCAUGUCUGCAAAAGCAGUGCUGGAGGUGACCGGCAAGGAGCUGCUGUACAAACACCUCGACAGUGUGGCCUCGGUGCAAAAUAAAUUUCGCUAUGCAACGGUUUGCCCAGAUACGAACUGGGAUAAGCUGAUCCAGCAGCACUCUUGGCUAAUCACACAGCGGCUGGUGGUGAAGCCAGAUCAGCUCAUCAAGCGGCGUGGGAAGCUUGGGCUCGUUGGGGUCAACCUGGACCUAAAGGGCGUGCGGGAUUGGCUGAAACCACGCAUGGGCAAGGAAGUGCAGGUUGGCGCAGCAAAAGGAAUUUUGAAGAAUUUUGUCAUUGAACCAUUUGUACCACAUAAGCAGGAGGAAGAGUUCUAUGUUUGUGUGUAUGCAACUCGGGAGGGUGACGUGGUGCUGUUUCACCACGAGGGCGGGGUAGAUGUCGGCGACGUGGAUACCAAGGCUCUGCGUUUGCUAGUGGGGGUGGAGGGUGGCCUCACUGCUGACAGUGUCAAGGCGCGACUCUUGCAAAAUGUACCUGCAAAGCGCAAAGAGCUUUUGGCAAAAUUUAUAGCUGGACUUUUUAAGGUUUAUGAAGAUCUUUUUUUCACCUACCUGGAAAUCAAUCCUUUAGUUGUGACGGACAAUGGAGUGUAUGUGCUGGACAUGGCUGCGAAGAUUGAUGCCACCGCUGACUACCUCUGCAAGACCAAGUGGGGAGACAUUGAUUUCCCUCCUCCCUUUGGCCGAGAAGCCUACCCAGAGGAAGCUUAUAUUGCCGAGCUGGAUGCCAAGAGUGGAGCGAGCCUCAAGUUAACCAUUCUGAACCCCAAGGGGCGUAUUUGGACCAUGGUUGCUGGCGGCGGGGCCUCGGUUGUUUACAGCGACACCAUCUGUGACCUGGGAGGGGUGCAGGAGCUAGCAAACUAUGGCGAGUACUCGGGAGCGCCCAGCGAGCAGCAAACCUACGACUACGCCAAGACCAUCCUCUCCCUCAUGACCCGCGAGAGGCAUGACGAUGGAAAAGUUUUGAUUAUCGGAGGAGGAAUUGCAAACUUCACAAACGUUGCUGCAACAUUCAAGGGCAUUGUGCGAGCAAUUACGGACUUCCAGACACGUUUGAAGGAGCACAGCGUCAGUGUGUUUGUACGCCGUGGAGGCCCCAACUUCCAAGAGGGCCUGCGUGUCAUGCGAGAAGUUGGGCGUACAACAGGGAUCCCCAUCCACGUGUUUGGCACAGAGACGCACAUGACUGCUAUUGUAGGCAUGGCUCUGGGACUCAAACCCAUCCCAGACAUGCUGCCGGCUGAUGCACACACUGCCAACUUCCUCCUCAACACAAGCACAAGUACCAGUUACACACCAGACACGAGUCGAAAGAGCUCCGCAUCAGAGGGCAACCAGAGCGUGGAGAGCAGUCGCAAAGGCAAGGCCGGCGACCACCCUGGGUCAGCUGCACCACCCGGCAAGCUGACCACACUCUUUGGAAAUCAAACCAAGUCAAUUGUGUGGGGAAUGCAAACACGUGCGGUGCAGGGCAUGCUGGACUUCGACUAUGUGUGCUCACGCAAAGAGCAUUCUGUCGCUGCCAUUGUGUACCCUUUUACUGGUGACCACAAACAGAAGUUCUACUGGGGCCACAAGGAAAUUCUGAUCCCUGUCUACAAGAAUAUGGCAGAAGCCAUGAGGCGACACUCGGAGGUGGAUGUGCUCAUAAACUUUGCAUCCCUUCGCUCGGCCUACGAUAGUACCGUGGAGACCAUGAGCUUCCCACAGAUCCACACAAUUGCCAUCAUAGCUGAAGGCAUACCAGAGGCUCUCACCCGGAGACUGAUUAAGAUGGCAGAUGCCAAGGGGGUGACCGUCAUCGGGCCUGCCACUGUGGGAGGCAUCAAGCCUGGCUGCUUCAAGAUUGGAAACACCGGUGGAAUGCUCGACAAUAUUCUCGCCUCCAAGCUGUACCGCCCGGGCAGCGUGGCAUACGUGUCGCGGUCCGGCGGCAUGUCUAACGAGCUCAACAACAUAGUGUCGCGCACCACAGACGGCGUCUACGAGGGCGUCGCCAUCGGCGGAGACCGGUAUCCUGGGUCAACCUUUUUGGAUCAUGUUUUGCGCUACCAAGAUACCCCAGAAGUCAAGAUGAUGGUUGUUCUUGGGGAGGUGGGAGGCAUGGAGGAGUACAAAAUCUGUCACGCUAUCAAGGAGGGCCGGGUGACAAAACCCAUCGUAGCCUGGUGCAUUGGCACAUGUGCCACAAUGUUUUCCUCUGAGGUCCAGUUUGGCCACGCGGGCGCCUGCGCGAAUCAGGACUCUGAGACGGCCGUUGCCAAGAACAAGGCUCUCGCUGAAGCUGGAGCCUUCUUACCCCGCAACUUUGACGAGCUAGGGGAGAAAAUUGGUGCUGUGUAUAACGACUUGGUGUCUCAAGGCGUGAUUGUGCCGGUGCCAGAGGUGCCCCCUCCCACCGUCCCCAUGGACUUCUCCUGGGCCCGGGAGCUGGGUCUCAUUCGUAAGCCAGCAUCCUUCAUGACGAGUAUCAGUGACGAGCGUGGACCCGAGCUUCUUUAUGCUGGCAUGGCCAUCACCGAGGUGUUCAAAGAAGAUAUGGGUCUGGGCGGCGUCCUGGGUCUGCUAUGGUUCCAGCGAAGGCUGCCAAAGUACGCCAGCAAAUUUAUUGAGAUGUGCCUGAUGGUGACGGCUGACCACGGACCUGCUGUUUCUGGAGCCCACAACACAAUAGUGUGUGCACGUGCUGGGAAAGACCUGGUGUCCAGCCUCACAUCAGGCCUACUCACCAUCGGUGACCGGUUUGGAGGGGCACUUGACGCAGCAGCUAAGCAGUUCAGCCACGCAUUUGACAGUGGCCUCAUCCCCAUGGAGUUUGUCAAUAAAAUGAAGAAGGAAGGACAACUCAUCAUGGGCAUUGGCCACCGUGUCAAAUCUAUCAAUAACCCAGACACACGAGUUCAAAUCCUGAAGGAGUUCGCGCAGCAGCACUUCCCGGCUACGCCGCUGUUGGACUACGCCCUGCAGGUGGAAAAGAUAACGACAUCUAAGAAACCAAACCUGAUCCUGAAUGUGGAUGGUCUCAUCGGUGUAGUCUUUGUCGACCUGUUGAGGAACUGUGACAGCUUCACAAGGGAAGAGGCCGAUGAAUACGUGGAAAUCGGUGCUCUCAAUGGAAUCUUUGUGUUGGGCAGAAGCAUGGGAUUCAUUGGUCACUUUCUGGAUCAGAAGAGGAUGAAGCAAGGACUGUACCGCCACCCCUGGGACGAUAUCUCCUACGUGCUGCCUGAACACAUGACCAUGUGAAAGUCCUGGUGCUUAACAAGCGCUGCAGCAGUCUAAAGUGUAUUGUCAAGCCUUUUCCUGUGACGUCUGACAUAAAUAUGUUUGUGCCAAAGUUUCGUGCAACAUUGCACGCUUACCAAUUUUAACUCUUCCACUCGCCAAUCUGAAUAUUAAACGCAUCAAAUAACCUUUCGUGCGAGUACAGUUUUGCGCAAGGAACUAUUGUGAGGUUUUAGUAACAAUUAAAAUCUUCGCGAACAUUCUGACAUUAAACAAGUGCUACGAUACAGUGUACCUUGUGAGUUACAGUGUUUAUAAUAUAAUUUUUUAUAGUUUUGUCUUCAACCUGUUGGUGUGCUGUAGUGUCACCAUGGUGAUCAAGGAAUACAUGUUAGUGCGUAAAUUAUGUAACGUAUAGAUCGUGUAAUGUGAAGUUGUCCACAUUGUGAAAUGGAGAAUAUUAUUUGGAGUAUAAUGCUGUGCACUGCAGGGAAAAAACAGUAGUUUGGUGAACUCGGUUUACAUGAUUCCCUUGUACUGCAUGGCACCAACUACUGCUAUGUUCAUUAACUGUCGUAUUUACAGAUCCCUUUGCCAUUUGUGUAAUCAUAUUGUAGUUUGUAUUGUGUAUAGUAUGCAGUACACUACAUAAAUGUGAUCAUUUGCUUCUUUAAAACACUGAUACUACACAUAUCCAAACAAAGCUGCUUUUAAUAUUGUCAUUUAAAAGGUUAACACUCAGCUUUUAAUAUUGUGAUUUAAAAAGUUUAACACUAAUUUACAUCGUUGUUUAUGUGUAACAACUGACUGCCAUAUCGACGUUAAACUGAAAUAUGUACCAAUAUAGCAACCGUGACAUAAAUUGUCCAUGUCUUGUUUCUUGUCCGUGAGUGUGUGAACUAGAAAAUGCCUGUGCUUAAAGCUUGAUUGGGGCAAACUAAUGUGCCAAUACACAUUAAAUACUGUACUGUCACAAAUAAUA
This is a messenger RNA of Petromyzon marinus (sea lamprey), 4429 nucleotides long. Its product is annotated as ATP-citrate synthase-like. Gene Ontology annotation, cellular component: cytosol. Gene Ontology annotation, biological process: acetyl-CoA biosynthetic process; citrate metabolic process; fatty acid biosynthetic process. The record is from RefSeq and is a predicted model, not a curated record. NCBI's taxonomy places the organism in Eukaryota, Metazoa, Chordata, Hyperoartia, Petromyzontiformes, Petromyzontidae. Gene Ontology annotation, molecular function: ATP citrate synthase activity.